Molecule: messenger RNA, 1578 nt
Organism: Colletotrichum fioriniae
Lineage: Eukaryota; Fungi; Ascomycota; Sordariomycetes; Glomerellales; Glomerellaceae
Source: RefSeq, a predicted model, not a curated record
AUGGAUCCUCCAAAACCAUCACAAGCAGCCUCAUCAACAUCAACAUCAACACCACCCGAAAACCCACCAUUCCCCGCCAUCACACCCCUCCCAAAGACCCCGCGCACCUUCGAAACCCCCACCAAGCGCAUCAACACCGGCACCGACCUCGCAACCUUUCUCACAACAACAGCCUACCGCGACAUCCUCCUCUUCCUCCUUCAGCUCAACCGCUCCCUCUGCCCGCGUCGCAACCCGACCCGCCCAACGGGCCCCUCCACAACCUAUCCGCUCUCCUCUGUUCCCUCCACGCCCGAACGCGGCCUCCCGCCCUCCAUAGCCCGCCUCCAGGCCCUCCUCGCCGAAGCCGAAGCCCUUAUCGACCUCGCACCCCCGGACCCGGGCCCCCGCCGCUUCGGCAACGUCUCCUUCCGCAAGUGGCACGAGCUCCUCGCCGAACGCGCGCCCGCCCUGCUGUCCAAACACAUCCCCGACUCCGUCCUCGCUUUUCCCGCGACUCCGUCCUCCGAGCCGCCCGCCGCCGAGCUCCUGGCGUACCUCCUCGGCUCAUUUGGCUCCGCGCAGCGCCUGGACUACGGAACGGGUCACGAGCUCGCCUUUUUAGCAUUCCUCGGCUCGCUCUAUAAACUCUCCUACUUCGCCGACGACAUCACCACCACCACCACUACCAACACCGCCGCCGCCGACCCAGAGAAUGGCCAACCCGCAGCAGCUAGACCAACAGACACAUCCGCCCUAGACCGCACCAUCGUCCUCGGCGUAAUCGAACCCUACCUCCGCGUCGUCCGCCGCCUCAUCCUCACAUACACCCUCGAGCCAGCAGGCUCCCACGGCGUAUGGGGCCUCGACGACCACUCCUUCCUCCCCUACAUCUUCGGCUCCGCUCAGCUCGCGGCGCCCGUGUCCGCGGACUCGGACCCGAUGCCGACAGAGGGCUCCGUGCGCGGCGCGCCCAAGACGGGGGACAUUGUCAAGGCCGCCGUCGUCGAGGACCUACGCUCCGAAAACAUGUACUUCUCCGCCGUCGGGUUCAUCAACGACGUGAAGAAGGGUCCGUUUUGGGAACACAGUCCCAUCCUCUUUGACGUGUCUGGCGUCAAGGAUGGUUGGGGCAAGAUCAAUAAGGGCAUGCUUAAAAUGUUUAACGCAGAAGUCCUUCAAAAAUUCCCCGUCGUCCAGCAUUUCACAUUCGGCUCCCUCUUCUCCUGGGACCAAGACCCCAACGCCGCGCCCGUAUCCCAAUCCGUCCACGCCGCGAAUCAGCCCUCGUACAACUACCCGGCAACAACGGCGCCUCCCCCGCCCCAAGCCGGCCCAGGCACGGCCGCGCCGUGGGCAACAGCCGGUGGUGCUAGUGCUAGUGCUGGUGCUGGUGCUGUUCCGUUGGGUCGCAUGCCCCCUCCUGCCCCCGGCGGCGCGGGUGUUCCCUACUCGCGACAGCCUCCGCCGCCGUCAUCCGCGGCUUCGGCAAGGGGGCCGCCGCCGGGUAUGAUGCCUAUGCCUCCUGGCGCGCAGCAGGCGAGGCAGGGCACGGCUGAUGCACAGAUUGCGUUGACCAAGGCGCCGUGGGCAAAGUGA